This is a messenger RNA of Aspergillus versicolor CBS 583.65, 2325 nucleotides long. RefSeq lists its product as uncharacterized. Gene Ontology annotation, biological process: transmembrane transport. Lineage: Eukaryota; Fungi; Ascomycota; Eurotiomycetes; Eurotiales; Aspergillaceae. The record is from RefSeq and is a predicted model, not a curated record. The transcript has 5 exons. Bases 355 to 1971 code for a protein of 538 amino acids. Gene Ontology annotation, molecular function: transmembrane transporter activity.
AAUGGAUUAUGAAGCAAUUCAGACUUUUGGUCUUCCUAGGUCUCCCACAUCCCCCGGAAAUCCUCCAACCCCAUGGGGAUCGGGAGUUCCGGCUGAGUUCCCCCCAGCCCUCAACCCCCUUUGUCUCAUCUCCUCUUUCUAGAAGAAGUGCUUCGUGUCAUGGGACAGAGCCCCUAGCAAGUGAAGAAGCUAAGCUACCAGAAAGUUUUGGGAGGGCGUGACGUUCCCACUUCAACCUGUCCCGUCGAUCGUAUUUUUAUCCUCUACCCACCCCGACUGUCAACCUCCAUCUUUACAUCAGGACUGGAGAAACCACCGUUCCCUGUUCCCUUGGCCCUACAUUUCACCACGAAAAUGCCUUUGGGGAUUCUAGAAGACACCAAACUCGAGAACGUUCCGGGUACUGCACCCCUGAACGAGCUUGGCCAGGACAAUGCCUACUCAGGCAUCGACCCUGCUCUCAUGAAACAUGACGAGACGGGCAAAAUCGUGCUUGUUCCUCAACCAUCAGAUUCACCCAAUGAUCCCUACAAUUGGCCGCGAUUGAAGAAAGAGCUCUUUACUGUCGCGUUCGGCUGGGGCUGUGGUUGUACAGGAGCUGUUGGUCCACUUCUAGGAGCAGCCUUCGUACCUCUUGCUGAACAGUUUGGGGUUCCUCUAAACACUUUUGUCUCCGGUGUGCAGGGGAGUACAAUCGCCGCCGUUGCUGUGGGAAGUUUGGUGUUCAACUGUCUCGCAGUCAAGUAUGGCAAACGUCCAGUUUAUCUGAUCACGACCAUCGGAAUGAUGGUAGCAUGUUUCUGGGCUGCCGCGGCCAAAAACUUUGCCUCAUUAGUAGCAGCGCGUGUCCUCAGUGGUCUAUGUAUGGGUCCGUUCGAAGCCUUGGUUCCAGCGUCUAUUGGUGAUGUCUGGUUUGUCCAUGAGCGCGGUUUUCGCACAGCAAUUUUCAAUCUUGGAGUGCUAGGCGGUAUUAAUCUUGCCACUCCCAUCGCCGGAGCCGUCAUACAGUAUGGGGAUUAUAAAAUCUGCCUGAACGGGAUGGGCGGUGCAUUUGCGUUAACACUCAUCAUGGUGUUUUUCUGGAUGCCAGAGACCGCAUAUGUACGCACAGAUGCAUUGAGCAUUGAUACCGGUUUUGACCUCAGCUCCCUAGAAAACAAAGCCAACGUUAAACACCUUGAAGCCUCAGGAGACCCGGCGCCAGCAUCAGAUAAUGAACCACGCAUCUCAUACAUGCGAGAACUUCUCCCGUAUAGCGGCUAUGUCAACCACGUUUCCUUCUGGAACACACUCAUCCGUCCUGCCUACCUCAUUGCUUCUCCCGCUGUUGUAUGGGCUGUCAUCCUCUUCACAACCUGCAUCUCGUGGCUAGUCCUCAUCUCGCUCACCAUCUCUCAAAUUUUCUCCGCCCCGCCCUACAGCUUUUCCGUCGGUGCCGUCGGCGCCACUAACGUCUCGUCCUUCGUUGCGUCCCUUAUCGGAACCCUCGUUGCAGGACCCUUAGUCGACGGUGUAGCAAGUUGGCUCUCCAAGAUCAACAAAGGAAUCUUCGAACCCGAAUUUCGCCUCCCUAUUAUGAUUACCUACCUUUUCUUCACCGCAACCGGCUUCUUCGCUUGGGGCCAGUCUCUCUACGCUGUCGAGCCCUGGCCGAUCCCUGUGAUAGUAUGCCUGGGCCUCAUCAAUCUUGGAGUGCAACUCGGCACCACGGGAGUUGUAACCUACGUCGUCGACUGCCACCGCGAGAAAGCAAGCGAGGCUUUUGCAACAAUGAACUUUGUCAAAAACAUCUUUUCCUUCGGUCUGACCUUCUAUGUUAAUGGGUGGAUCGAUACCCAGGGUGUCAAGAAUUGUUUCUUUACAAUUGGCGGUAUUACAAUUGGGGUUACUCUAUUAACAGUGCCAAUGUAUAUCUGGGGAAAGAGGAGUCGGAGUUGGGUGCAUCGACAUCGGAUUGCGGAGAGGUUAUAGCCGGGUUGUUCGACGCUUCCAUUUUGCCCUCCUCUGGUGCCUACUUCAACGUUACUAGGUAAACCAAGAUUAUUCGGGUAUGCGGGCCACUAAGCAGGUCUGAUAAUGGGAUUGGUAUGCCAGGUUGAUAUUUUGUUGUAUCUCUUUUUAUUCCCUCUGAUUAAAUUAAUAUGAUUCAACAUAUAGAAGUACUUCAUUGUCUUUUUUACUAGCUAUACAUAGCAUUAAAUAUCGUGUCUGUCCAUUUGGCUCGCGAACCCCAUCACCCAGAGGUACAGUUCACCUGCAGGAGACUCUCGUCGACCUAGACGGACUCGUUAGCUAUAUAUGACCCUAUAUCGGACAGGGUAUACA